UUCUCUUUCCUCAAAUAUAAAUAUGGGUUCAUAUGUUCAAUAACUCCAUCAUUUAUUUUUAAGCUAUUUGUCCAGAAGGAUACAACAUCUCUUUAGAAGACUUUUUGAUUGUAUAUAGAAUUGUAACCACAGAAGUUGAUCUAGAAUUUGAAUGUCUUCCCCAAAUCUGUAUUAUAAUUUUGGAAUCUGAAGCAGUAUUUUGAGAUGGAAAUAUAUAAAGCUAAUUGAACUAAGGUAUGAUGAAUCUGACUUUAUAAGAACCCGCAGUAAUCAUGAUGGCGACGCAGACAUUAAGUAUAGACAACUAUCAAGAUGGACAACAAAUGCAAGUAGUUGCAGAAUUAAAAACUGAGCAAGAUCCAAACUGCUUGGAAGCAGAUGCAGGAGGAUUGAGUCCUUCCCCGGUAGAGUCCCAGACGCCAAUGGAUGCGGACAAGCAGGCCAUUUACAGGCAUCCACUGUUUCCUUUAUUAGGACUGUUGUUUGAAAAAUGUGAACAAUCUACACAGGGAUCAGAAGGCACCACUUCUGCAAGUUUUGAUGUAGAUAUUGAAAAUUUUGUUAGGAAACAGGAGAAGGAAGGAAAACCCUUUUUUUGUGAAGACCCAGAAACGGAUAAUUUAAUGGUAAAGGCUAUUCAGGUUCUACGAAUUCAUCUGCUUGAGCUAGAAAAGGUUAAUGAGCUCUGUAAAGAUUUCUGUAGUCGUUACAUUGCCUGUCUGAAAACUAAAAUGAACAGUGAAACUCUACUAAGUGGAGAAUCUGGGAGCCCUUAUUCACCUGUACAACCCCAGUCCAGCAACUUUAAACAUGAUAAAGAUAGCUUGGAUUUGCUGGAGCAGCUGUCUUCAUGGAAAGAGUCACCCGAAAAUCCAAUCCAAAGUGCCAUCACAGGUACACUCAGCCCCCAGGGAAUUAUGGUGCCUGCAUCAGCACUGCAGCAGGGAAAUGUAACUAUGGCAACUGUAGCAGGUGGUACAGUUUAUCAGCCAGUGACUGUGGUCACACCUCAAGGUCAAGUAGUGACACAAGCACUAUCACCUGGAACCAUCAGGAUCCAGAAUUCACAGCUCCAAUUACAAUUAAAUCAAGAUUUAAGCAUCUUGCAUCAAGAUGAUGGGUCAUCAAAAAAUAAAAGAGGGGUUCUUCCAAAGCAUGCUACAAAUGUGAUGAGGUCUUGGCUUUUUCAGCACAUAGGGCAUCCAUAUCCAACAGAGGAUGAGAAAAAACAAAUAGCAGCACAAACAAAUCUGACAUUACUCCAGGUUAACAACUGGUUUAUCAAUGCAAGAAGGCGAAUUCUUCAGCCAAUGCUGGAUUCCAGCUGUUCUGAAGCUCCAAAAACAAAGAAGAAAACAGCUCAAAACCGACCAGUUCAAAGGUUCUGGCCAGACUCCAUUGCAUCAGGAGUAGUUCAGCAUCAAUCAAAUGAACUUACAAUGUCAGGUGGAGCCGUUGUAACAAUUACAGCUCCAGUCAACAUGAAUGUAGACAGUCUCCAGUCUCUUUCAUCUGAUGGUACAACUUUGGCUGUUCAACAAGUCAUGAUAGCAGGCCAAAGUGAGGAUGAAUCUGUGGACAGCACUGAAGACGAUGGAGCAGACCUUUCCACCACAAACAUCCGCGGGCUGGUCUUGGAUAACAGUGAUUCUCUGCAGUAGGAAGCAAGAGAAUCUGGCCUAAAACAUUUAGGAAAAACAAUGGACUGACUGACUUUUUAUAGUUUGCACAGCAAACAUUUUACACAAGUUUUAUUUCUAAUAUGUUUUAUAUGUAGAUAUAGAAGAGUGCACUUUUUGUAUUUCAUAGUAAGCUUAAAGAGUGUCUUUGCAGGUGCAGCAACUUCUUUCAAAUGUGUUGUUUUUGGUUUUUAUUUUGAAAUCGAAAAUCUAGUAAUUUAAGGGGACGGAGAUGCAUAAUUACCCAAUUAUUUUCUUUGGGUAAUGUUUUCAGUCAUAAAAUUGAUCCCAGAUUGACAUAACAGUGAUGGGGCAGCAGUCAUGGGUCAAGAUGAGCUACUUUCUAUCAGCAUGGAUUUAAAUGCCUCUGUACCACACAAGCACCAUUUUGCUCAUUCUUUGUGGUUCUGUAACCUGAAAAUCUGCUGCAGUUUUGUCACGUAUGGAAUUGCCCUCGUGGGGAAAUUGAAAGUACUUCAAUACCUGCAGAGUUAUGCAGUUUCCAUUAAUUCUGUCAUUUUAAAGAUUACUCUUGGUGGUUUAACAAUGUAAAUGUAAAGCAUGUCUCAAACUAGUGUAUGGGCUUUGUUUAUGAAGUUAGCCAUGUAGAUUUGAAAGAUGCUUCUGCACCUUAAAAAACAAAACCACACACACACACACACACAAACAAAAAAACCCAACCCUGCCUAUCUGAAGUUGGCAACCCAAACACACAAAACGAAGUGGAGAGGUAUGAUUAGUAAUGAAUGUAUGGCAUUUAAAUGAAUUUACUUUCUCUCCUAAAGCUGUUAGAUGGCAACCUCUAGGUUCCCCCACUUUAUAUCUUAAAUUCUGCCACUGAAUCGGGAUGUAGCAGCCACAGCUUCUUUUACCUGUCCCCACUGCCGCCGCCACCACCUGCCCUUCCUUCAUCAGUUUCCCCCAACCCCAGCUUGCCCUCUGGUAUACUUGGAAUCCUACCUACUGCAGCAAGUGGGGAGGGCAGGUGGGGGCCUGGGCUAGAGAAGCCAUGACUGCCUGCACUUUUAAUUCAGCAGUUGAUUUAAAGGUGUAGAGGGGAUAUCUGGAUUGCAGUCUAACAACCCUAUUCAUAGCCAGUAAGUCAGUUCAUCGUUUGCUAUAAAACACGUAUUUUUACCUUAUCAGGAUUAUUGGAUUAAAAAUAUUUUUAUAAAUUCUCUAAGAAUUGGGAUGCCGGCUGUAUUGAGCAUGAGAACAAUUGUUUAGUACUCCUAUUUGGAAGGUUAUGAAAACAGUCCAAAUUGAAUAAACAUGCCUGUGCUAUAUUCUGCUAUAGAUCUCUGCUAUCCCAUAGUGGUACAGUCUAUUUAACUGUUGUACAAAAAGGGCCCACUUCUUAAUGGGAUGUUGGAUAUUCCUUAGCAUUAAUUUGUAUACUAUGUAAACUAAUGGUCAAAUUGCAUUUCAGUCAAUAUUGAAGCUUGAAUCUCAAUACAUUUGAGUAGGUAUUCAGGUUAGUAAAAAAACCCACAAUCAAUCUUGUAAGCAAGAUAAAAGCCUUAGUACCUCUCACCAAUUCAAAUAUGCAAAUAUAAACUUCUGAACUGGGAUUAUUAUUUUUUCCUCUUGCCUAGCUAUCAUUGCAGCUCUAAUCUUUAAUUUUUAUAUCCAUAUUAUUAGAUCAUUUGUAGGAUGAAAUACAGUGGAUUUCUCACAACAAUGCUUGGCUAAUGCCCCAAAUGUAACAUACUGGACAGCAUCAGCACAUUCAGAGAUAGUGGCGAUAAACCAGCCUUACAGCACUGCAGUUCAGUGCUCUUUAAAAAAAAAAAAAAAUCUCCAUAUAUUUUCAAUUUGCAUAUAGCUGUCUGUACAGCCUGUUGUUGACAAUACUGGAAGUUGGCAUUUUCUCAUUGCUUCCUUUGAAUAAUAGAUCCUGUAGGCUUUAUAGCAUAGCUAUACAGUAGCUAUUUGGAGGAGCUAGGAAGGUGUUCUCUACACAUUUUCCUUAAACUCAAGUUGAUAUGAUCAAUUGACAUUAAUGCAAGUCUUGAUUCAGCAAAGCUUUCAUGAGUACACUUGAUUUCCCUGUUCCUUUUGGUGGGAUUUGAACAGGGUUAGCAUCUCUCAGCCAUUUCCAUUCUCCUGUGUGAGUAGAUCUCUCAGGUUGGAAGUCCUUGUCCUGUUCCCAGGCUAUAUCAGACCCAAUCCAAAUCAUAUGACCACAGCAUGUAUGUAUGUAUGUUUAAAAACCUCCAUAUGAUAUGGGUUCUCUGUGGCUCCUUUCACAUCCUUAAUCAGCUUCCAAUACGGAUUGGCUGCAAAGGACCCACAGUGGUCACUAGGGACAUACAGCUUAUGUGAGGACAACAUAAGCUUAGAGAUGUUAUGGGAGCCACGUGGAGUCCUUACUAUGCUGAAAUGCCAUACUUCAGUUUCCAUUAGGUCACCAUCAAAGUUCUUGUAUUUUUCCUUUUCUCAUAUUGCACAGGAACAAUACUGAGCACUGGAUAAACAUGGCAACAGAAGUGGAUAAGAAUUCCAUGAUCUCUAUAGCCUUGCAGAAAGAGAAGGAAAAACCUAAUCCUAGCCUUAGAACAUUAGAAAAUAUAACAGCCGGGGGCAGCUGAAGGAUGACAGUUUUAUAUUCAAGAUGUUCUGGAGUACUUCACUUAAGCCUUAAAUACCACAUUAAUACCAAUGCACUGACUAGCGAUGUAAAAGUUGCUUUAACCCAUAAUUGCUAUUUGCGCUUCUGGAUUUUUCUUUUCUUUUCAGAAGGAGUUAAAAUGUGAAAGUAUGUUUACAAGAAGUUUGUUUAAGAAAGCAUUAGUAUAAUGUAGCAGACUUAAAAGCAUACUAAUAAAGCCACUAAUAAAGUCUUAAUAAAGCCACAAAACUAAAACUUCA
Messenger RNA from Hemicordylus capensis (graceful crag lizard), 4550 nucleotides. RefSeq names its product PBX/knotted 1 homeobox 1 (gene PKNOX1). Gene Ontology annotation, biological process: regulation of transcription by RNA polymerase II; angiogenesis. Bases 273 to 1661 code for a protein of 462 amino acids. Lineage: Eukaryota; Metazoa; Chordata; Lepidosauria; Squamata; Cordylidae. The transcript is spliced from 12 exons. The record is from RefSeq and is a predicted model, not a curated record. Gene Ontology annotation, molecular function: RNA polymerase II cis-regulatory region sequence-specific DNA binding; DNA-binding transcription factor activity, RNA polymerase II-specific.